UCAUUCGGUGGAGAGACAGGAAGAUAGAAGGUCGUUUUGUGCUCGUGUGUAUCUUUGCCUGCACGUCAAUUUCAAAGAUGCGGGUGUUGGCAGUAGCGCUAGCAGUGCUGGCAGUCAGCGGGCAGUCCCGCGGCUGCUUCUUUUGGAAGGGAGAAUGCAACGACACGGCCCCCGCGGACGCCAGCAGCACGCGGACGUCCAACGAUGAGGAGCGCAUCGUGAACAACCCGCCGGGAGGCCUCAACGCGGCCGCCCCCUCCGACGGGGACCUGGCAGCCAGCCUCGUCGGAUAUCUGAACGGAGGUGCAGCAGGCGGCCUCGGGGGUCAAGGGGGCGGCCUCGGGGGUCAAGGGGGCGGCCUCGGGGGUCAAGGGGGUGGUCUUGGGGGUCAAGGGGGCGGUCUUGGGGGUCAAGGGGGCGGUCUUGGGGGUCAAGGGGGAGGUCUCGGAGGUCAAGGAGGAAGUCUCGGAGGACAAGGAGGUGGCCUCGGAGGUGGUGUCGGCGGUCAAGAUAUAACAACUUGUAACAACGGAUUGGGCGUCUGCGUGCCCUAUUAUCUCUGCAACGAAGGAAACGUUAUAACGGACGGCGCAGGCCUCAUUGAUAUUCGGUUUGGCAACAGCCAGAAGACGAACGACACCAGCACCAGAUCCAGCUCCGACUGCCCGCAGUUCCUCGACGUUUGCUGCACUAAUCCAAAUCCUCCGGACGUGGUCACCCCCGCCCCCUACUCGCCCCGCUGCGGAAAGAGGAACUCGCAGGGCUUCGACGUCCGCAUCACUGGAUUCAGGGAUAACGAGGCCCAGUUCGCGGAGUUCCCCUGGAUGACAGCCAUCUUGCGCGUGGAGAAAAUCGGCAAGAAGGGGCUAAACCUGUACGUGUGCGGCGGCUCCCUCAUUCAUCCAUCCAUCGUUCUCACAGCCGCUCACUGCGUCCACUCAAAGACUCCAAACUCACUCAAGACCCGCUUCGGAGAGUGGGACACCCAGAAGACGUACGAGCGGUACCCUCACCAGGACAGGGACGUCAUCAGCGUGAAAAUCCAUCCUAAUUACAACUCUGGUGCUCUCUACAACGACUUCGCUCUCCUCUUCCUUGACAGUCCCGUCACACUGGCCCCCAAUGUGGACACCGUCUGCCUCCCGCAAGCAAACCAGAAAUUCGACUACGACACCUGCUGGGCUACCGGCUGGGGCAGGGACAAGUUCGGCAAGGAGGGAGAAUUCCAAAACAUCCUCAAGGAGGUGGCUCUCCCCGUCGUCCCCAACCACGAGUGCCAGAACGGGCUCAGAACCACUCGACUCGGAUCUUUCUUCCAGCUGCAUAACUCCUUCAUGUGCGCUGGCGGCCAGCAGGGAAUCGACACGUGCAAGGGCGACGGCGGGUCCCCCUUGGUGUGCGAGGCAGUGGCGGGUUCGGGCGUGUACGUCCAGGCGGGCAUCGUGGCCUGGGGCAUCGGGUGCGGCGAGCAGGGCGUCCCUGGGGUCUACGCUGACGUGGGUUACGCCUCGGACUGGAUCCAGACCGAAGCCAACAUUGGUCUUGCUUCCCUCUACAGUAUCCAAGGAUAUGACUGGGACUACGGAAGAUUUGUUUAAAGGGCUACACGAGCUGGCACUCGGCGAGCUGACACUGUUAGCCAGGAACACCUUGGGCGUGAGAUUAACGAUAUUCUCAGAAACAAAAUAAUCGUAAUUCGAGAUACCAGUGAUCUUUCGGAAGGGAGGAACUAAGUUACUGAGCUAAACAUGUUGAGCUCGACCAGACAUUUUCUUUUCCCAUUUAAAAUACUUUUCAAUGUUUGACACUUCUAUGUAUUAUAUUUAUCACCACUGUAUUUAUGUAAAUAAAAAAGUUGACAUUCA
Penaeus indicus is the source of this 1865-nucleotide messenger RNA. RefSeq names its product phenoloxidase-activating factor 2-like. The record is from RefSeq and is a predicted model, not a curated record. Lineage: Eukaryota; Metazoa; Arthropoda; Malacostraca; Decapoda; Penaeidae. The transcript is spliced from 5 exons. The coding region runs from base 78 to 1598 and encodes 506 amino acids. Gene Ontology annotation, biological process: proteolysis. Gene Ontology annotation, molecular function: serine-type endopeptidase activity.